AUUUCUUAAUCUACGGUGCAUUAACUACUGAUUGACAUCACUCAAUUGUAUUGAUAUAAAAUAUUAAAAUACAAUUAGUUAAUGGGACACCAAAUCAGCAGUAUAUUCUCCGGUUUGGCCCGGUUCUUUGAAUAUCCAGUAAAAAGAAAACCCAUAUGCUUCUACAGACAAGAAGACUUCACAGCUACGGGUGAGCCUAAUAAGAAAAUAACAGAUUCACAAAAACAUCCUAUGACCGACUAUGAUAAACUAGUGGAUCAAUUUUAUAAGAGAUUGGCAGAGCAACGGCAAUACAAUCAAGAAAUGAAGGACCAGGAUAGAAGAUGGAGCGUACAAAAGGUAGUGAAACGAUUCCCAGGCUGGAACGAAGUGACCAUUGCGAAUCUCCACAGUUUGUUCCUGUUGUUUGAUGAUCAUUCAAAUGGGAUGCUCGGUUUUGACGAUUUCUGUGCUGUCCUGGAAAGUUUGGGCGAUGAAACAAUAAUGGAGAUACGGAAGGAGAAAUUCACUGCGGCCGACAGCGAUAACGACGGGUGGAUCACAUAUGAUGAAUUCUUAUCGUUAGUGUACAACUUCAGCCCGCAAGAAAAUGGCCAAAUAUCGGGAUUGGCUUUGCUAUGUAAUGAGGUUGCAGAAAACAUACAAUUCGUUAGUAACCUCACCGUAGGCGAGCAAUUAGAAUAUGGAUUGUUUUAAACGAUAGAACAAUAAAAAUUCAUUUGAUUCAUUUUUGUUUCAUUUUAAUAUUCAAGUACGCAAAUAUAUACUUACGUAUAUCAUCAUCAUCAUGUUAGCCGUUAACUGUCCACUGCUGAACAUAGGCUUGCUCCUAUUGGAGGGUUUUUCCA
Galleria mellonella (greater wax moth) is the source of this 848-nucleotide messenger RNA. RefSeq lists its product as uncharacterized. Lineage: Eukaryota; Metazoa; Arthropoda; Insecta; Lepidoptera; Pyralidae. Gene Ontology annotation, molecular function: calcium ion binding. The record is from RefSeq and is a predicted model, not a curated record. The transcript has 5 exons. The coding region runs from base 82 to 696 and encodes 204 amino acids.